CGAACAUGUCCGACCCCACAAAAGCCGAGACCGAGCGGGUGUUCGAGUUGUAGAGGGUGAACGUGGUGCGUCUUAUGGUUCCGGAUGGCGGCAACUAAUAGACCAGACAUUAUGAACAGAUGUAUCGCACACCCGCUCUGCACGAAUAGCGCUGCGGCCUCGGAAGAUGUGCCUACGUACGCCCGCGAGAGGUUCGGCAACCAGAAGGUGAUAUCGUCCGGCUUAGGCCUCGUACGUAGCUCGUACGGCCCGAAGGCGAACGCGGAAGCGGAGGCACGCCCUACUCGUUACAGGACUCGCAGUCUGGUCCCUCUAACCAGUACUCAGUGCGAGAGGAGGAGGAUAUGCCCUGUCUCCAGCCGACGCAUUUCUCGGCGCAUCCGCCUCCCAUCCACAAGUAUAUCUAUGUACACUUAUAUCUACACUACCGCGCUCAUCCGCCUCAUGAUCCGCCUGGGACAUUCCAUGGCCACAUCGGGAAGUACAUCUCAAAGCUCUAGGACAACAUCGUCGGCGUGUUCGAGAAGCGCGACUUGAGGACUGUCCUUCAAGGGCGACUCUUCGCUCCACCGCUUCGGCCGUCGCGGGCUCUUGUGCGCGUUGCAGGUCCUCCCCCAUCCCUCAGGAGACGUUUCUGAAGAGGGCGGAGGUAAAAAUCUCCGUUGUGUACGGUAUGCUCCCUCCCCCAGUGAUCAAGCAGAUGUGCGCACACCAUUCCUCUUUACAAUGUCUAGACCGCCG
Dichomitus squalens LYAD-421 SS1 is the source of this 741-nucleotide messenger RNA. RefSeq lists its product as uncharacterized. The transcript has a single exon. NCBI's taxonomy places the organism in Eukaryota, Fungi, Basidiomycota, Agaricomycetes, Polyporales, Polyporaceae. The record is from RefSeq and is a predicted model, not a curated record. The coding region runs from base 112 to 537 and encodes 141 amino acids.